AUGAAGUGUGUGGAGAAAGACAUGUGUUAUGAAUAUUCAAUGUCUAAAAUUAUCUUUCACAAAACUCACCUUUAUCUAGCUGCAUAUUGUUCAAAUGGUGUUUCUCAAUUUAAGAAUUUUGAAAGGUUGUACAUAAUAAAAAACUGUUUAAUGCACAUUACUAAUUCUUGUGUUUGUUUGUCUCAGGAAGUAUUUGAAAAAUUUUGAUCAUAUUAACAUUGAGUCCAGUGCUAUUGCAAAGUCUCUUUUACUGAAGAAAACCAAUACAAAUGUGGAUUGUGUAAGGAGUCAUGUGUUGAGACUGUUCAAAGUGAAAAUUGUUCUUCCACCCUACUCAAAUGCUGUUCUUCAAUUCAAAAAUAUUGAAGGUCAGACGUUAUUAUAUAUUUAUUUUUACGAAUAUUAUAUUUAAGGUUUCUUUUAAGAAAUAAAUUACUAAUCAUCAUUAUUCAUAAUGAUUAAAUUAUAUCUAAUAAUUUUAUAUUUUAUAAUAUAUUUCUUCUUUUUUGUUUUAUUAAUUACAUAUAAUUCUCCAUUGAAUUCAAAUUUUGUAAUGUCUGUAUUGUAUUGUAUUCAUAAUCAUUUCAAUUAUAAUAUGGAACUAUCAAAAGAUGAUACACAUGUUUGCUGUUUGUAGAACAUCUGCCUCUCAAAGGUCAUACCAUUCUGAAGAUAAACUAUAUGAGUGCGGUUUUUGUGAGAAGAAAUAUGUAAAUAAUUAUUACUGUCCUAUGACUUCUCACACAGGUCGCAUUCCUAUAAGUUCUAAAUCAACUCAAAUAUCACAAUCAUUUUACCAAUGUAGAAUUGUUUUAUUUUAGAAACUCAAUAUUUUUAGUUUUGCACACCCAAAUUAUAAUAUUCCUAUCAAAGGUUAUGAAUAAAUAUCAUGUAUUAAAAAACACUAUGUUCACUUUUUUCAUUUUUUUUAUAAGACUGACAUUUUCAUUAUAUUAAUGUUUCAUAAAAACAUUAAAAUAUUAUGGUUAUAUUUUAUAUUAGACCAUCUUUAGUAGAUAAAUGGCUUUUAAUAUUGAAUAUCUUAUAAUAGUAACUCAAGUGUAUUUUGGUUUUAGGAUGCAUUGGCCAAGGAUUUGUCAUCUGUGGACCAAGUUUGAUCUUAUUUUGCUGUAUCCUUAUCUGAAGACAACCAUAAGGAAUGAAGUGUGUGGAGAAAGACAUGUGUUAUGAAUAUUCAAUGUCUAAAAUUAUCUUUCACAAAACUCACCUUUAUCUAGCUGCAUAUUGUUCAAAUGGUGUUUCUCAAUUUAAGAAUUUUUAAAGGUUGUACAUAAUAAAAAACUGUUUAAUGCACAUUACUAAUUCUUGUGUUUGUUUGUCUCAGGAAGUAUUUGAAAAAUUUUGAUCAUAUUAACAUUGAGUCCAGUGCUAUUGCAAAGUCUCUUUUACUGAAGAAAACCAAUACAAAUGUGGAUUGUGUAAGGAGUCAUGUGUUGAGACUGUUCAAAGUGAAAAUUGUUCUUCCACCCUACUCAAAUGCUGUUCUUCAAUUCAAAAAUAUUGAAGGUCAGACGUUAUUAUAUAUUUAUUUUUACGAAUAUUAUAUUUAAGGUUUCUUUUAAGAAAUAAAUUACUAAUCAUCAUUAUUCAUAAUGAUUAAAUUAUAUCUAAUAAUUUUAUAUUUUAUAAUAUAUUUCUUCUUUUUUGUUUUAUUAAUUACAUAUAAUUCUCCAUUGAAUUCAAAUUUUGUAAUGUCUGUAUUGUAUUGUAUUCAUAAUCAUUUCAAUUAUAAUAUGGAACUAUCAAAAGAUGAUACACAUGUUUGCUGUUUGUAGAACAUCUGCCUCUCAAAGGUCAUACCAUUCUGAAGAUAAACUAUAUGAGUGCGGUUUUUGUGAGAAGAAAUAUGUAAAUAAUUAUUACUGUCCUAUGACUUCUCACACAGGUCGCAUUCCUAUAAGUUCUAAAUCAACUCAAAUAUCACAAUCAUUUUACCAAUGUAGAAUUGUUUUAUUUUAGAAACUCAAUAUUUUUAGUUUUGCACACCCAAAUUAUAAUAUUCCUAUCAAAGGUUAUGAAUAAAUAUCAUGUAUUAAAAAACACUAUGUUCACUUUUUUCAUUUUUUUUAUAAGACUGACAUUUUCAUUAUAUUAAUGUUUCAUAAAAACAUUAAAAUAUUAUGGUUAUAUUUUAUAUUAGACCAUCUUUAGUAGAUAAAUGGCUUUUAAUAUUGAAUAUCUUAUAAUAGUAACUCAAGUGUAUUUUGGUUUUAGGAUGCAUUGGCCAAGGAUUUGUCAUCUGUGGACCAAGUUUGAUCUUAUUUUGCUGUAUCCUUAUCUGAAGACAACCAUAAGGAAUGAAGUGUGUGGAGAAAGACAUGUGUUAUGAAUAUUCAAUGUCUAAAAUUAUCUUUCACAAAACUCACCUUUAUCUAGCUGCAUAUUGUUCAAAUGGUGUUUCUCAAUUUAAGAAUUUUUAAAGGUUGUACAUAAUAAAAAACUGUUUAAUGCACAUUACUGAUUCUUGUGUUUGUUUGUUUUAGGAAGUAUUUGAAAAAUGUUGAUCAUAUUAACAUUGAGUCCAGUGCUAUUGCAAAGUCUCUUUUACUGAAGAAAACCAAUACAAAUGUGGAUUGUGUAAGGAGUCAUGUGUUGAGACUGUUCAAAGUGAAAAUUGUUCUUCCACCCUACUCAAAUGCUGUUCUUCAAUUCAAAAAUAUUGAAGGUCAGACGUUAUUAUAUAUUUAUUUUUACGAAUAUUAUAUUUAAGGUUUCUUUUAAGAAAUAAAUUACUAAUCAUCAUUAUUCAUAAUGAUUAAAUUAUAUCUAAUAAUUUUAUAUUUUAUAAUAUAUUUCUUCUUUUUUGUUUUAUUAAUUACAUAUAAUUCUCCAUUGAAUUCAAAUUUUGUAAUGUCUGUAUUGUAUUGUAUUCAUAAUCAUUUCAAUUAUAAUAUGGAACUAUCAAAAGAUGAUACACAUGUUUGCUGUUUGUAGAACAUCUGCCUCUCAAAGGUCAUACCAUUCUGAAGAUAAACUAUAUGAGUGCGGUUUUUGUGAGAAGAAAUAUGUAAAUAAUUAUUACUGUCCUAUGACUUCUCACACAGGUCGCAUUCCUAUAAGUUCUAAAUCAACUCAAAUAUCACAAUCAUUUUACCAAUGUAGAAUUGUUUUAUUUUAGAAACUCAAUAUUUUUAUCGUAUAACUUCGUAUAANUGAUCUUAUUUUGCUGUAUCCUUAUCUGAAGACAACCAUAAGGAAUGAAGUGUGUGGAGAAAGACAUGUGUUAUGAAUAUUCAAUGUCUAAAAUUAUCUUUCACAAAACUCACCUUUAUCUAGCUGCAUAUUGUUCAAAUGGUGUUUCUCAAUUUAAGAAUUUUUAAAGGUUGUACAUAAUAAAAAACUGUUUAAUGCACAUUACUAAUUCUUGUGUUUGUUUGUCUCAGGAAGUAUUUGAAAAAUUUUGAUCAUAUUAACAUUGAGUCCAGUGCUAUUGCAAAGUCUCUUUUACUGAAGAAAACCAAUACAAAUGUGGAUUGUGUAAGGAGUCAUGUGUUGAGACUGUUCAAAGUGAAAAUUGUUCUUCCACCCUACUCAAAUGCUGUUCUUCAAUUCAAAAAUAUUGAAGGUCAGACGUUAUUAUAUAUUUAUUUUUACGAAUAUUAUAUUUAAGGUUUCUUUUAAGAAAUAAAUUACUAAUCAUCAUUAUUCAUAAUGAUUAAAUUAUAUCUAAUAAUUUUAUAUUUUAUAAUAUAUUUCUUCUUUUUUGUUUUAUUAAUUACAUAUAAUUCUCCAUUGAAUUCAAAUUUUGUAAUGUCUGUAUUGUAUUGUAUUCAUAAUCAUUUCAAUUAUAAUAUGGAACUAUCAAAAGAUGAUACACAUGUUUGCUGUUUGUAGAACAUCUGCCUCUCAAAGGUCAUACCAUUCUGAAGAUAAACUAUAUGAGUGCGGUUUUUGUGAGAAGAAAUAUGUAAAUAAUUAUUACUGUCCUAUGACUUCUCACACAGGUCGCAUUCCUAUAAGUUCUAAAUCAACUCAAAUAUCACAAUCAUUUUACCAAUGUAGAAUUGUUUUAUUUUAGAAACUCAAUAUUUUUAGUUUUGCACACCCAAAUUAUAAUAUUCCUAUCAAAGGUUAUGAAUAAAUAUCAUGUAUUAAAAAACACUAUGUUCACUUUUUUCAUUUUUUUUAUAAGACUGACAUUUUCAUUAUAUUAAUGUUUCAUAAAAACAUUAAAAUAUUAUGGUUAUAUUUUAUAUUAGACCAUCUUUAGUAGAUAAAUGGCUUUUAAUAUUGAAUAUCUUAUAAUAGUAACUCAAGUGUAUUUUGGUUUUAGGAUGCAUUGGCCAAGGAUUUGUCAUCUGUGGACCAAGUUUGAUCUUAUUUUGCUGUAUCCUUAUCUGAAGACAACCAUAAGGAAUGAAGUGUGUGGAGAAAGACAUGUGUUAUGAAUAUUCAAUGUCUAAAAUUAUCUUUCACAAAACUCACCUUUAUCUAGCUGCAUAUUGUUCAAAUGGUGUUUCUCAAUUUAAGAAUUUUUAAAGGUUGUACAUAAUAAAAAACUGUUUAAUGCACAUUACUAAUUCUUGUGUUUGUUUGUCUCAGGAAGUAUUUGAAAAAUUUUGAUCAUAUUAACAUUGAGUCCAGUGCUAUUGCAAAGUCUCUUUUACUGAAGAAAACCAAUACAAAUGUGGAUUGUGUAAGGAGUCAUGUGUUGAGACUGUUCAAAGUGAAAAUUGUUCUUCCACCCUACUCAAAUGCUGUUCUUCAAUUCAAAAAUAUUGAAGGUCAGACGUUAUUAUAUAUUUAUUUUUACGAAUAUUAUAUUUAAGGUUUCUUUUAAGAAAUAAAUUACUAAUCAUCAUUAUUCAUAAUGAUUAAAUUAUAUCUAAUAAUUUUAUAUUUUAUAAUAUAUUUCUUCUUUUUUGUUUUAUUAAUUACAUAUAAUUCUCCAUUGAAUUCAAAUUUUGUAAUGUCUGUAUUGUAUUGUAUUCAUAAUCAUUUCAAUUAUAAUAUGGAACUAUCAAAAGAUGAUACACAUGUUUGCUGUUUGUAGAACAUCUGCCUCUCAAAGGUCAUACCAUUCUGAAGAUAAACUAUAUGAGUGCGGUUUUUGUGAGAAGAAAUAUGUAAAUAAUUAUUACUGUCCUAUGACUUCUCACACAGGUCGCAUUCCUAUAAGUUCUAAAUCAACUCAAAUAUCACAAUCAUUUUACCAAUGUAGAAUUGUUUUAUUUUAGAAACUCAAUAUUUUUAGUUUUGCACACCCAAAUUAUAAUAUUCCUAUCAAAGGUUAUGAAUAAAUAUCAUGUAUUAAAAAACACUAUGUUCACUUUUUUCAUUUUUUUUAUAAGACUGACAUUUUCAUUAUAUUAAUGUUUCAUAAAAACAUUAAAAUAUUAUGGUUAUAUUUUAUAUUAGACCAUCUUUAGUAGAUAAAUGGCUUUUAAUAUUGAAUAUCUUAUAAUAGUAACUCAAGUGUAUUUUGGUUUUAGGAUGCAUUGGCCAAGGAUUUGUCAUCUGUGGACCAAGUUUGAUCUUAUUUUGCUGUAUCCUUAUCUGAAGACAACCAUAAGGAAUGAAGUGUGUGGAGAAAGACAUGUGUUAUGAAUAUUCAAUGUCUAAAAUUAUCUUUCACAAAACUCACCUUUAUCUAGCUGCAUAUUGUUCAAAUGGUGUUUCUCAAUUUAAGAAUUUUUAAAGGUUAUACAUAAUAAAAAACUGUUUAUUGCAAAUUACUAAUUCUUGUGUUUGUUUGUCUCAGGAAGUAUUUGAAAAAUUUUGAUCAUAUUAACAUUGAGUCCAGUGCUAUUGCAAAGUCUCUUUUACUGAAAAAAACCAAUACAAAUGUGGAUUGUGUAAGGAGUUAUGUGUUGAGACUGUUCAAAGUGAAAAUUGUUCUACCACCCUACUCAAAUGCUGUUCUUCAAUUCAAGAAUAUUGAAGGUCAGACGUUAUUAUAUAUUUAUUUUUACGAAUAUUAUUUUUAAGGUUUCUUUUAAGAAAUAAAUUACAAAUCAUCAUUAUUCAUAAUGAUUAAAUUAUAUCUAAUAAUUUUAUAUUUUAUAAUAUAUUUCUUCUUUUUUGUUUUAUUAAUUACAUAUAAUUCUCCAUUGAAUUCAAAUUUUGUAAUGUCUGUAUUGUACUGUAUUCAUAAUCAUUUCAAUUAUAAUAUGGAACUAUCAAAAGAUGAUACACAUGUUUGCUGUUUGUAGAACAUCUGCCUCUCAAAGGUCAUACCAUUCUGAAGAUAAACUAUAUGAGUGCGGUUUUUGUGAGAAGAAAUAUGUAAAUAAUUAUUACUGUCCUAUGACUUCCCACACAGGUCGCAUUCCUAUAAGUUCUAAAUCAACUCAAAUAUCACAAUCAUUUUACCAAUGUAGAAUUGUUUUAUUUUAGAAACUCAAUAUUUUUAGUUUUGCACACCCAAAUUAUAAUAUUCCUAUCAAAGGUUAUGAAUAAAUAUCAUGUAUUAAAAAACACUAUGUUCACUUUUUUCAUUUUUUUUAUAAGACUGACAUUUUCAUUAUAUUAAUGUUUCAUAAAAACAUUAAAAUAUUAUGGUUAUAUUUUAUAUUAGACCAUCUUUAGUAGAUAAAUGGCUUUUAAUAUUGAAUAUCUUAUAAUAGUAACUCAAGUGUAUUUUGGUUUUAGGAUGCAUUGGCCAAGGAUUUGUCAUCUGUGGACCAAGUUUGAUCUUAUUUUGCUGUAUCCUUAUCUGAAGACAACCAUAAGGAAUGAAGUGUGUGGAGAAAGACAUGUGUUAUGAAUAUUCAAUGUCUAAAAUUAUCUUUCACAAAACUCACCUUUAUCUAGCUGCAUAUUGUUCAAAUGGUGUUUCUCAAUUUAAGAAUUUUUAAAGGUUGUACAUAAUAAAAAACUGUUUAAUGCACAUUACUAAUUCUUGUGUUUGUUUGUCUCAGGAAGUAUUUGAAAAAUUUUGAUCAUAUUAACAUUGAGUCCAGUGCUAUUGCAAAGUCUCUUUUACUGAAGAAAACCAAUACAAAUGUGGAUUGUGUAAGGAGUCAUGUGUUGAGACUGUUCAAAGUGAAAAUUGUUCUUCCACCCUACUCAAAUGCUGUUCUUCAAUUCAAAAAUAUUGAAGGUCAGACGUUAUUAUAUAUUUAUUUUUACGAAUAUUAUAUUUAAGGUUUCUUUUAAGAAAUAAAUUACUAAUCAUCAUUAUUCAUAAUGAUUAAAUUAUAUCUAAUAAUUUUAUAUUUUAUAAUAUAUUUCUUCUUUUUUGUUUUAUUAAUUACAUAUAAUUCUCCAUUGAAUUCAAAUUUUGUAAUGUCUGUAUUGUAUUGUAUUCAUAAUCAUUUCAAUUAUAAUAUGGAACUAUCAAAAGAUGAUACACAUGUUUGCUGUUUGUAGAACAUCUGCCUCUCAAAGGUCAUACCAUUCUGAAGAUAAACUAUAUGAGUGCGGUUUUUGUGAGAAGAAAUAUGUAAAUAAUUAUUACUGUCCUAUGACUUCUCACACAGGUCGCAUUCCUAUAAGUUCUAAAUCAACUCAAAUAUCACAAUCAUUUUACCAAUGUAGAAUUGUUUUAUUUUAGAAACUCAAUAUUUUUAGUUUUGCACACCCAAAUUAUAAUAUUCCUAUCAAAGGUUAUGAAUAAAUAUCAUGUAUUAAAAAACACUAUGUUCACUUUUUUCAUUUUUUUUAUAAGACUGACAUUUUCAUUAUAUUAAUGUUUCAUAAAAACAUUAAAAUAUUAUGGUUAUAUUUUAUAUUAGACCAUCUUUAGUAGAUAAAUGGCUUUUAAUAUUGAAUAUCUUAUAAUAGUAACUCAAGUGUAUUUUGGUUUUAGGAUGCAUUGGCCAAGGAUUUGUCAUCUGUGGACCAAGUUUGAUCUUAUUUUGCUGUAUCCUUAUCUGAAGACAACCAUAAGGAAUGAAGUGUGUGGAGAAAGACAUGUGUUAUGAAUAUUCAAUGUCUAAAAUUAUCUUUCACAAAACUCACCUUUAUCUAGCUGCAUAUUGUUCAAAUGGUGUUUCUCAAUUUAAGAAUUUUUAAAGGUUGUACAUAAUAAAAAACUGUUUAAUGCACAUUACUAAUUCUUGUGUUUGUUUGUCUCAGGAAGUAUUUGAAAAAUUUUGAUCAUAUUAACAUUGAGUCCAGUGCUAUUGCAAAGUCUCUUUUACUGAAGAAAACCAAUACAAAUGUGGAUUGUGUAAGGAGUCAUGUGUUGAGACUGUUCAAAGUGAAAAUUGUUCUUCCACCCUACUCAAAUGCUGUUCUUCAAUUCAAAAAUAUUGAAGGUCAGACGUUAUUAUAUAUUUAUUUUUACGAAUAUUAUAUUUAAGGUUUCUUUUAAGAAAUAAAUUACUAAUCAUCAUUAUUCAUAAUGAUUAAAUUAUAUCUAAUAAUUUUAUAUUUUAUAAUAUAUUUCUUCUUUUUUGUUUUAUUAAUUACAUAUAAUUCUCCAUUGAAUUCAAAUUUUGUAAUGUCUGUAUUGUAUUGUAUUCAUAAUCAUUUCAAUUAUAAUAUGGAACUAUCAAAAGAUGAUACACAUGUUUGCUGUUUGUAGAACAUCUGCCUCUCAAAGGUCAUACCAUUCUGAAGAUAAACUAUAUGAGUGCGGUUUUUGUGAGAAGAAAUAUGUAAAUAAUUAUUACUGUCCUAUGACUUCUCACACAGGUCGCAUUCCUAUAAGUUCUAAAUCAACUCAAAUAUCACAAUCAUUUUACCAAUGUAGAAUUGUUUUAUUUUAGAAACUCAAUAUUUUUAGUUUUGCACACCCAAAUUAUAAUAUUCCUAUCAAAGGUUAUGAAUAAAUAUCAUGUAUUAAAAAACACUAUGUUCACUUUUUUCAUUUUUUUUAUAAGACUGACAUUUUCAUUAUAUUAAUGUUUCAUAAAAACAUUAAAAUAUUAUGGUUAUAUUUUAUAUUAGACCAUCUUUAGUAGAUAAAUGGCUUUUAAUAUUGAAUAUCUUAUAAUAGUAACUCAAGUGUAUUUUGGUUUUAGGAUGCAUUGGCCAAGGAUUUGUCAUCUGUGGACCAAGUUUGAUCUUAUUUUGCUGUAUCCUUAUCUGAAGACAACCAUAAGGAAUGAAGUGUGUGGAGAAAGACAUGUGUUAUGAAUAUUCAAUGUCUAAAAUUAUCUUUCACAAAACUCACCUUUAUCUAGCUGCAUAUUGUUCAAAUGGUGUUUCUCAAUUUAAGAAUUUUUAAAGGUUGUACAUAAUAAAAAACUGUUUAAUGCACAUUACUAAUUCUUGUGUUUGUUUGUCUCAGGAAGUAUUUGAAAAAUUUUGAUCAUAUUAACAUUGAGUCCAGUGCUAUUGCAAAGUCUCUUUUACUGAAGAAAACCAAUACAAAUGUGGAUUGUGUAAGGAGUCAUGUGUUGAGACUGUUCAAAGUGAAAAUUGUUCUUCCACCCUACUCAAAUGCUGUUCUUCAAUUCAAAAAUAUUGAAGGUCAGACGUUAUUAUAUAUUUAUUUUUACGAAUAUUAUAUUUAAGGUUUCUUUUAAGAAAUAAAUUACUAAUCAUCAUUAUUCAUAAUGAUUAAAUUAUAUCUAAUAAUUUUAUAUUUUAUAAUAUAUUUCUUCUUUUUUGUUUUAUUAAUUACAUAUAAUUCUCCAUUGAAUUCAAAUUUUGUAAUGUCUGUAUUGUAUUGUAUUCAUAAUCAUUUCAAUUAUAAUAUGGAACUAUCAAAAGAUGAUACACAUGUUUGCUGUUUGUAGAACAUCUGCCUCUCAAAGGUCAUACCAUUCUGAAGAUAAACUAUAUGAGUGCGGUUUUUGUGAGAAGAAAUAUGUAAAUAAUUAUUACUGUCCUAUGACUUCUCACACAGGUCGCAUUCCUAUAAGUUCUAAAUCAACUCAAAUAUCACAAUCAUUUUACCAAUGUAGAAUUGUUUUAUUUUAGAAACUCAAUAUUUUUAGUUUUGCACACCCAAAUUAUAAUAUUCCUAUCAAAGGUUAUGAAUAAAUAUCAUGUAUUAAAAAACACUAUGUUCACUUUUUUCAUUUUUUUUAUAAGACUGACAUUUUCAUUAUAUUAAUGUUUCAUAAAAACAUUAAAAUAUUAUGGUUAUAUUUUAUAUUAGACCAUCUUUAGUAGAUAAAUGGCUUUUAAUAUUGAAUAUCUUAUAAUAGUAACUCAAGUGUAUUUUGGUUUUAGGAUGCAUUGGCCAAGGAUUUGUCAUCUGUGGACCAA
Molecule: messenger RNA, 10125 nt
Organism: Cinara cedri
Lineage: Eukaryota; Metazoa; Arthropoda; Insecta; Hemiptera; Aphididae
Source: the annotation of a GenBank genome assembly